Molecule: messenger RNA, 1880 nt
Organism: Zingiber officinale
Lineage: Eukaryota; Viridiplantae; Streptophyta; Magnoliopsida; Zingiberales; Zingiberaceae
Product: probable dolichyl pyrophosphate Man9GlcNAc2 alpha-1,3-glucosyltransferase
Exons: 6
Coding region: 33-1643 (536 amino acids)
Biological process (GO): protein N-linked glycosylation
Cellular component (GO): endoplasmic reticulum membrane
Molecular function (GO): dolichyl pyrophosphate Man9GlcNAc2 alpha-1,3-glucosyltransferase activity
Source: RefSeq, a predicted model, not a curated record
UUGAUUAAACCGUUUCAAACAGGAGUGUGGCCAUGUUCGACGACAUCCACCCCAUGGCUAGAAAGACGGAGGCCCGUGGAUCGGCGGCGGCGGCAUCGGGGAGGCAUACUCCGGCCGACGUCGAUGGGGUAGCUGCCUCGUCUUUUCUCUGGUCGACGACUGUUCUCGCGCCCUCCACGGCGGUAUCCGUGGCGCUUUUCGCCUUGCUGAUCCGCUUGCUGGUGUCGCUCGGCCCGUACUCCGGCCAAGGAACGCCAUCCAUGUACGGGGACUACGAGGCCCAGAGGCACUGGAUGGAGAUCACUCUCCACACGCCGACCGCCGAGUGGUACCGCAACACCGCCGCAAACAAUCUCUCUUAUUGGGGCCUCGACUACCCACCUCUCACCGCGUACCAGAGUCUCGCCCACGCCUUCCUCAUCAACGCUUCCAUCCCUGAAUCUCUUGCCCUCUCUUCCUCCCGCGGGUUCGAGUCCCAUAAAUCGAAGCUGGCAAUGCGGUGGACGGUGUUGUCUUCGGACUUGCUUGUGCUCUUUCCGGCAGCCAUCUACUUUGUAUCGGUUUAUUUUCGGCGCAAUGUUGGCGGGAAUGCGAAGGGACGGUCUUCCCCUUGGUUUCUUGCGAUGAUCUUACUGAAUCCUUGCCUGAUCCUCAUUGAUCAUGGACAUUUUCAGUACAACUGCAUCAGCCUUGGCUUAACACUGGGAGCCAUAGCAGCUAUUUUGUCCCAAAAGGAAAUUACUGCUUCUAUUCUCUUCUGUCUUGCAAUCAAUCAUAAACAGAUGAGUUUAUACUAUGCACCUGCAUUCUUUAGCCAUCUGCUUGGCAAAUGCUUCAGACGUAAAAAUCCAAUCUUUGAAGUCUUGAAACUUGGACUUGUGGUUAUUGGAAUUUUUGCACUUGUUUGGUGGCCUUACAUACAUUCUGUUCAGUCGGUGAUGGAGGUGAUUCACAGAUUAGCUCCUUUUGAGAGGGGGGUGUUUGAAGAUUAUGUUGCCAAUUUUUGGUGUAGCACCUCAAUGCUUAUAAAGUGGAAGAGGAUAUUCACAAUAAGUACAAUGAGAUUUAUAUGUUCUAUUGCAACAAUUUUGGCAUUUUUCCCGUCAUUUGUUCAGCAGAUAAAGUCUCCAAGUGAUCUAGGUUUCCUCUAUAGUUUGCUGAACAGCUCAUUUUCAUUUUACCUGUUCUCUUACCAAGUGCACGAGAAGUCAAUUCUACUACCUCUUCUACCUGCGAGCCUCUUAGCACUCCAAGAACCUACCCUGUUUGGGUGGCUGAUAAAUUGUUCCCUAUUAUCAAUGUACCCUCUCGUGUGUCGCGAUAAAUUGUCACUGCAAUAUGGAUCUGUUCAUGCUCUGUUUGCUCUUAUAUUCUACGCUCCUCAUGGAAAGCAGCAUGGAAGGGUAGACAAGUCUUCAACAAAACGAGUAGCUCUUUUGACAGUAGGAUUAAUUUGUUCCGCGGCACUUCAUUUGGUUUAUUUAGGUUUAGAGCCUCCAAAGAGAUAUCCUUUUCUCUUUGAGGCCUUGAUUAUGUCUUUCUGCUUCUCCCAGUUUGCUAUCUUCACUGUGUACACCAAUAUCAAACAGUGGAUGCUACUGGAUCACUCUUCUCUCAAGAUGAGAGUAAAGAAGGAUUCUUGAUCAGAAUUAUGGUGCAGGAGACAAGUUUAGCAUUCACUUGUAACUUAUAAUGAUUAUUUUUACAUGUUUUCGUGAGUAUUUGAUCGAUCGGGCAGCUUGUGAUACUCACUUCCACUGUUCUGUUUGAAAAUAGAGGAACAAAGUAGAAAUGAUUGUUGGUUAGUUUGAUUCAUUCAAUAGGACAUUCUUGUAUGUAAUGGAGAAUAGAAAUAUUAGACUAAGCUAUCUUCCAUCAUA